AUAAGUCCUUUCUCCUACACAACACCCUUAGACAUCGAUCUUUACAUAAAAAAAAAAACUUUGAUUUCUCUCUCAGUAUUUGUUGAUUUUGCAAAAAUGGCAAAUCUUAAGUUUGUUGUCGUCUUGGGUCUGCUCUUCACCCUCUCCGUAGCUGUUUUGUCCGAAACUUCCAAAUAUGAGACUCAAGUACAAAAGGUGAACCCGACGGACACAGCGGUGGAGCCGCAGCAGGUGGGCUGCGGUUGCGGGAGGCGAGGAUGCUGUGGUUCAUGCGCCUUCGGACAGUGCAGCGCAUGUUGUCCGAGGAAGAUGGCCGGUGCAGAGGAGUCCGGCGAGACCGUGGUGGAGCCGCAACAGGGCGGCUGCGGAUGGCGCGGUUGCUGCGGUCCAUGCGCUUUCGGCCGUUGCAGCGCUUGCUGCCCCGCGUGAAAGAUAAAACAAGAAAGUUUGGCAUAAAACCCAUGCAACGUAUAAUGUAAUGUUAUGUAAUAUAUAGUACGUAAUAUAUGCGUGCAUGGCCACUCUUAUGGGGUUGAAUAAGAAAUUUUACUGCCUUGUAACGUACGUGCCAUGAUCAUGUGUUGAAUAAACUUAGUUCGCAUAUUGCACUUUGUGUUUA
This is a messenger RNA of Tarenaya hassleriana, 619 nucleotides long. RefSeq names its product keratin-associated protein 5-9. NCBI's taxonomy places the organism in Eukaryota, Viridiplantae, Streptophyta, Magnoliopsida, Brassicales, Cleomaceae. The record is from RefSeq and is a predicted model, not a curated record. The transcript is spliced from 2 exons. Bases 97 to 429 code for a protein of 110 amino acids.